Cololabis saira (Pacific saury) is the source of this 5962-nucleotide messenger RNA. It is a transcript of the gene ltn1, whose product is annotated as listerin E3 ubiquitin protein ligase 1. The transcript is spliced from 32 exons. The coding region runs from base 74 to 5347 and encodes 1757 amino acids. Lineage: Eukaryota; Metazoa; Chordata; Actinopteri; Beloniformes; Belonidae. Gene Ontology annotation, molecular function: ubiquitin protein ligase activity; ribosomal large subunit binding; zinc ion binding. The record is from RefSeq and is a predicted model, not a curated record. Gene Ontology annotation, cellular component: RQC complex; cytosol. Gene Ontology annotation, biological process: ribosome-associated ubiquitin-dependent protein catabolic process; rescue of stalled cytosolic ribosome.
GGUUGAGCUUUUAUCGCCACGGAGCACAAAAACACCACGGAUAAAACUACGGUUUAAGGCUCAGCGCGUACCCAUGGGGGGUAAAAACAAACAGAGGACGAAAGGAAAUGUUCGGCCGUCCAGCAGCGGGCGGGCCGCCGAGGUCCUGGCCCGGGAGGGAGGCUCCAUCCCGGGCUUCGUGGGGUUCGGCUCCGCGGCCGUGGAGCUCAGCUACGUCCCCGCGGUCCACGGAGCCGAGGACAUCGACCACCUGGUGGACGCCGACUUCAGACUGGUGCUGAGGAAGCUGUCCAAGAGGGACGGGGUCACCAGACUCAAGGCUGUGCAGGACUUUGGCUCCAUGUGUCAGGAAAGAGAUGCUGAGGAGGUGAAAGGAGUCCUGCCCUACUGGCCCCGGAUUUACUGCAAGAUAUCAGUGGACCACGACCGGCGCAUCAGGGAGGCCACGCAGCAGGCCUUCGAGCAGCUGGUGCUGAAGGUGCGGCGCAGCCUGGCGCCUCACCUGAAGAGUCUGAUGGGCCACUGGAUCCUGUCCCAGUGCGACACGUACACGCCUGCCGCCUCGGCCGCCUGCCAGGCCUUUCAGGCCGCCUUCUCUCCCCCCAAGCAGCCCGAGGCUCUCGGCUUCUGCAAGGAUGAAAUCCUCAUGGUACUUCAAGAUAUUCUGUUAAAGGAGACGGCAGACACGCUGAGUGACCCACAAAACGUGACGGAGGAGGAGAGGGAGGCCAAGUACGUCCGCAUGUUGACCAGUUCCCUGUUGGGGGUGAAGAGGCUGCUCUCCCUGCUGCUCCAGAGCGACAGAGCCGCGCUGGAGGAACGAUUAGCAGAUCUAGUCGGUGCAGCAAAGUUCUGGAAGUUCAGCAAACACAAGACGCCACAGGUGAGAGGAGCGUUCUUCGAGAUGAUCUGCUCCCUGUGUGAGUUCACCCCCGGCCUGGUCCAGACUGAAGCAGCUCGGCUCUGCCCCGCCGUCCUGCUCAGCAUCGACGACGCCGACCCCUUCGUGCUGCCGCCCGUCUGGGAGGCCGUUCUGCACGUCGCCUCCACAAUCCCCGACUGCUGGACGCAUGUUAACGCCAGGAAGGGCUUCCUGCCUAAACUCUGGUCCCUGCUGAGAGACGGCGGUAAAGGCCUGGCCAAAGCUCUGCACCCUAAUCUGAUGCCGCUUCUCAGCAAACUGCCCCCUCAAGUUACUGAUCCGGACCUGGACUUCUACACCGACUUCUUCACCGCAUUCGUGCUCGGUCUCUCUAGCGAGCGCGCCGCGUCAAGCCCGUCAGAAAGUGCAGCUAUCGUCACAUCUUUGGUUGAAUGUCUGAGAUUCUGUCUGCUGCAAAACACUGGAGAGGAGCAUCAUGGGAAACUCAGGACUAUGCUCAUCUCUCAGCAGCUGCUGCCUUUGCUGGAGAAAGCCCUGAAGAAUCCGUCCCUCCAGAACGGGCCGCUCUUCCUUCUGCUCACAGAAAUGCUGCUUUCCUGGGAGAGGAAGGCGGGUUUACACGGCGACGACAAGGCUCAUAAAAGCAAGGCUGUCUUCCUCCGGCUCCUGGCAGACUUCUGGGAGGAACUGGGGCUGUUGUUUGUGCGCUACAUUGACGCUGAGGAGGCCGAUCCGGAGGCGUUGGAGGGAAUAGCCGCCCUGCUGCAGGUGAUGCGCUAUCCGGAGAGGAUAACCAAAAACCACCCCCAGAAGAAGAAACGUGUCAGGAUGUGUUUCUCUAAGCCAGAGGAAGACGAGAAAGCGGGGACCGAGGGAGAAGGCGUCACCAAGCCGGUGCCGGCGGUGCCAGAACCCGUGCAUGCCGAGGCGUCGGGGUCUCUGCAGACGCAGCACUUUGAAGACGUGGUCUGCACGCUGGCCCGGCUCUGUCUGCUGCACGUGAAUGAGAGGAACUCUGAGCCACAUCUGGUUUUCCUCUCGCUGCUGCUGCGGUCGUUCCACACCCCCGGGGUCUUCAGCACGUUGGUUGAGUUUGACGAAAAGAGAACAGACGAGGGAAACCAGCCGAAGGACGUGCUGAAGACGAACCCGGCCGUGCAGUUCCUGCUGCAGCGGGUGGUGGGCUGGCUGGCUGAGCCGGGCCGCCGCGACACCGAGCACCUGGUGGAGAUGGUUUUCAGCUCGCUGUACUGCUGCAGCCGCCAGGACACCACGCGAAUCCUCAACCACGUCACCACGUUGGGUUUGCAGUGGGGAACUCUCCUGCAAAUUAUCCAGAGGGCCUGUAAAGACCCCGAGACUCUGGCGAGCUGCCGUGAUUGGCUGAAGGGUUCAGUCCUGGGGGAUAAACUCCUGGCGCUGACCGAGGAACUCUGCAGGUUUGGGAACAGCGGUCCCGCGUCUGCGUCGUCCUCCAGCAGCAAGAGCUGGACCCUGAUCAGCCUGGUCCUCUCCCAGAACCACCACAGCGAGGCCCUGAUCGGGGAGGUGUACCUGGAGAAGAUCCUGGAGAAGCUCCACAGCACCCUGUGUGAGACCAAGAGCCUCUCGGACGCAGGAAACAUGGAGCCGCUCGUCUCCUUCAUCUGUGACGUGGCGUCCUCCUUCUUCUCCUCCGUGCAAGACUGUCUGCUGCUGUCGUCGGCCGAGGAGCUGCUGCUCACCAUCUUCCAGCUCACGGCCCAGGACCAGAGACACACGCGCUUAUCCGAUUCCCUCCUAGUGAAACUGAAGGAGGUGUGCGGAGCGGGGGUCGGGUCGCUGGUGCAGAGCUGCAGCCCCGAGAUCACGGAGGGAAGUUUCCUGCACAGCGCUGCCGUCUGGGUGAAGAGGCAGCUGCUCACUGUCUCUCUGGAUAUCCACAGUUUGCAGACUCUCGUCGCAGCGGUUCAGAGCUUAAUGGAGAUGAUGGUUUCUGUCGGCGAGCAAACAUCCCCCGUCCUCCGUCACUUCUUCAGCCUCGUGACGCCCAGCCAGACGGAGUGGACGAUGAUCCGAGAGGCGCUGCCCCCCCAGUGGGUCAAAUCUCCUCUGCUGUCCGGCCGCUACAGGGGAGUGUGUGAUAAACCGUCCAAGGACACGUGGAGGUGGAGGGAGUCCGGCCGGCUGCCGGCCCACCUGAGUGUGUGUGCCGUCCUGGGGAGGCUGGUCCAGACGGCUGCAGGCUCGGCUGCAGAGCCUUCACGCCUACCAGACCUCACCUGCACAGUGUCAGAGCUGCGGUACGCGCUGCAGUGGUGUAAGGAGCUGCAGUUCAGUCCUGCCGUCGUCUCAGCGUAUCACGGCCUGCUGACGGACUGGGGGCUGACGGAUGGACUGACGGACCAGGUCCCACAGAAUACCCUGUUAGAGACUCUUUACUCCAGGUCCGUGAUGGAUGGAGGUCUCUGGUCUCUGACGCUAGAAAACUACAUCCAGGCCAACAGUGCAGCGGUGAGGAGGCUCUACGGCGGCGCAGAAAGUCUGUUCCCGGUUUCCCCGAGCAAACUGAGCACGCUGCAGGUGCUCUGCCCCGUCAUGACGAGGGAGGACCGGGAGACUCUCCUCACGCUGGCCACGGCCGGCCUCAUCAACUGGCAGGAAAACGCCGACGUGUACGGCUGCCUGGCCGUGCUGCUCUGCUGCCUGGACGCCGGCACGGAGGUGGAGGAGGAGGUUCUGCAGGCUCUGCUGGCCACCAUGAUGGAGUGGAGGAACAGCCGGGAGGACUGGUUCCUCUUCAGCUGUGAUUUGUCCCAGGUCACGACGGAACGGCUGAACCUGAACGUGGAGAUGAUGAGAUUCCUGUCCUGGCUGGUGGAUCGUCGUCCAGCGGUUCUGGGAGGAACCCAGUGGGACUUCCUGCUCUGCUCCAUGCUGGCCUGGCUGGAGACGGCCAGUGAGAACGUGAGCCGGCUCUGGAGCCCGUGGGUGCAGCUGUUCGUCUGCCAGAACGCUGCCCUGGUCGUGAACCUGGACCGGUUCUUCACGUCGCCGCCCUCUGACGUUCAGGAGACGCUGCCCUCAGAACUGGCCGCCGAAUGGUCCGAUUUCUUCGUGGAGGGAAUCUACAACUUCCUGCUGCCGCUGCCUGUAAAAAUCACCGAAACCUUCCCUGACCCGGACGAGCCGGCGUUCCCGACAGCGGUCCUGCAGGCCGUGGGUUUGGCGCUGGCCCACACGCCGCUGCAGCAGCUCCAGCAGAACUCCCUCCCGCCGCGCUUCAUAGCCGACCAGAAGACCAACCUGCCGGAGCCGCUGCAGACGCUGCUCAACACGCUGUGUCCCCUGCUGCUGUUCAAGGCCCGGCCGCUGCAGCUCACCGUGUACCAGCUGCUGGACAAGGUGAUGCCUCAGCUGCCGGAGUGUGACGGUGAAGGAGACAACAACAAGUCCGACGACGAUAAAGACGAGCCGUGUCUGUCUCCCCCCGCCGCCCUCAUGUCCAUCCUGUCGGCCUGCGAGGAGCUGUGUGAGCACGUGCUGGCCGGGGUCACGGUGGGGGAGUUUGCAGAGGUGCAGCCUCUCAGCGUGGCGUACUCCUGCAUCCUGGGAUACCUGCUGGCCUGGAAGCUGCUGCUCACCUUCUUCAAGGCUUCCCCCUCCCACCUCCGGGCCCAUUACGCUCAGCAUCUCAAGAGAAGCUGCUCCCUCAACAAGCUGCUGCUCCAUCUCUUCAAACUGAUGCCGGAGAGCCCCGUGUACCCGGGUCAGGGGUCCGACACCAAGGAGACCAAGACCUUCUUCACAGAGAACCUGCUCCUCACGGUCGACGAGAGCGGCGGUGGCGUGGCGUGGGAGCUCCCCCACCUGGCCUGCAGCGUGUACUACAGCACGGUGCAGGACCUGCCCGCCAUGGUGCGGCUGUGGUGGAACGGCCAGGAGAAGAGGGUGAGCGCCGCCGUGGAGAAGUUCACCAUGAAGUACGUGAGCCCCGUGCUGUCGGCCCAGGAGAUCUGCUCCGUGCACAGCAGCACGCAGAUGUUCGACAGCAUGACGGUCAAGGCCCGGUCGGCGGCGCGGGAGGUGAUCGCCACCUACUCGGUGGACGACAUCUUCAUCGAGCUGGUGAUCCAGCUGCCGCAGAGCUACCCGCUGGGCUCCAUCACGGUGGAGAGCGGCCGCCGUGUGGGGGUCGCCGUGCAGCAGUGGAGGAACUGGAUGCUGCAGCUGAGCACCUACCUCACCCACCAGAACGGCAGCAUCAUGGAGGGCCUGACGCUGUGGAAGAACAACGUGGACAAACGCUUCGAGGGCAUCGAGGACUGCAUGAUCUGCUUCUCCGUCAUCCACGGAUCCAACUACUCGCUGCCCAAGAAGGGCUGCCGCACCUGCAAGAAGAAGUUCCAUUCGGCCUGUUUGUACAAAUGGUUCAAUUCCAGCAACAAGUCCACCUGCCCGCUCUGCAGGGAAACCUUCUUUUAACCCGGCGUCGACCCGGACGGGAGGAGCGACGUCUCUUAAAACAAACCGGCUGUGGAUUACAGCAGGACGAUCAUCUCCAAAGUUAUUUAAAUCUUUCUGACUUGUUUUAUUCUAAAGGGUCGGAGGAACGUUAACUGCUGUAGGGUAAAGUCUAGUCGUAGCCUACUUUGGGAAGUUUUCGUGUGGGUUGCAGCUCCCAGCUCCCAGCGGUUUGUAUAUAUCCUCUCUUUACCGUACCGCGUAUAUAUACGCCGGCAUCGGCGGCCCCCUGCGGAUGCUUUUAUCUCCCCCAUCCUCGGCUUCAGAGGCUUCACAAGAACCUGAUCUGGGAAAUCAGAGCUGAUUAAUGCGUCUCCGCUGCAGCAGAGACACUUUUCAAAUUAGGAAUUUUGUAUUAACUUACAAGCAUCGCUGAAAACAAACGUCUUUGGCCGAUAUUUCCUAAUAUUUAGGAGUGUAAAAGGAUUGUGUCUGAUUUCACAGAAGCAGGAAAAAGGGGCCUUCGGUUUGGGGAGCUUUGUAAAUGUAAAAAGUCCCACAUUCGUGUGCCUGGCUGUAAAUGAUGCUCAGUGGUUCGUGGACUUCACCAUCCGUUUUUUGUUUUGAAAUGACAAA